Molecule: messenger RNA, 2213 nt
Organism: Toxorhynchites rutilus septentrionalis
Lineage: Eukaryota; Metazoa; Arthropoda; Insecta; Diptera; Culicidae
Product: homeotic protein empty spiracles-like
Exons: 3
Coding region: 433-1506 (357 amino acids)
Biological process (GO): central nervous system development; brain development; neuron differentiation
Molecular function (GO): DNA-binding transcription factor activity, RNA polymerase II-specific; DNA binding
Source: RefSeq, a predicted model, not a curated record
UCGUUGAGCGAAGUUCUCGUGUGCGUAUCGUUUGAGCCGUGUUCGUUCCUUGCAUUAGGCAUCAAGUCUCUUCUUCCACCGACCGUAACCGCGCCGUGUUCUUGCCUCGAAGCCAGUUGAAGCUGAUGCUGAAGAAAUUGUGUGUUUUUUUUUCAAAUCAAACAUCGAACAACAGCAACAAAAACAAAUACACGCUAAUUGGUUUGGUGAUUGAUGAUCACGCAAUUGUGUUAGUGAAAAUAUAGCUGUUUAUCGGGUUGUUUUAUUUUUUGUGUGCUUUGACUAACUAAGCUGAAGUGAGGAGCGUGGAAAUAAGUUAAUCAGCGAAGAAAGUUUGUGCGGCUGAGCAGGGAAACUACUCAGCAACAGAACGCGAAGAAUUUUAUGUGAUUUUCGGCGUGAAUAAAAGUUUGCAAAAUUUCGACCUACAAAAUGCCGACGCUUCAACCCCGUAUAGGAUUUAGCAUUGACUCUAUAGUGGGGAACAGUACUCCCAAGUCGCCGCCACAUCUGAUAAAGAAAGUGGAGCAUUCGCAGCGAUCCCCGAGUCCGCAGUCCUAUUCGGUACGACUGAACAGGCUGCAGAGUCUCUCGCCGCCCCAUAACUACAGCAUAACCCGCCUGCCGGAAUCACCACAGAGCAUCGAGUCGCAAAAUCGCUUGGAACUGCACCCCACGACAAGUCCUGCGCUACAAGCUAGACUGACACCGGAUGAUCUACUACCAACCGGCAAGAGACCACGCAGUUCCUCGCCACCACCGUCACCCUCUGGUUCGAUACCCAACGGUGCCCAUAUGGGUGGGCCAGGUCCCAUCAUGGUACCCGGACUUCCCGCAGGAUUGGUACGACCGUUUCCCGUGAGUCCUCCCCAGCACCCAGCACCACAACAGAAUCCUGACAUCAAGACUCUGCCACCCUUCAUGCAUACCCCCGAGAUGGUACAAGCAGCCCACAAUCAGCACUUUCUUGCCGCACAGUUCCAAGCAGCUGCCCUCGCCCAUGCCCAGGCAGGACAACCCUUCCCACCGCACCCGGCAGCUGCCCAUAUGCACAACCCAAAUCUUCCCCCGCGGGACAGCUACCCUCUGUACCCAUGGCUACUAAGCCGCCACGGUCGUGGUGUGUUCCCCAUCGGAUUCCCAGGCAACUACCUUAUCCCAUUCCGCAAAUCGAAACGCGUUCGAACUGCGUUCUCGCCCUCGCAACUCCUGAAACUGGAACACGCCUUCGAGAGCAACCACUACGUAGUCGGAGCGGAGCGCAAGCAGCUUGCCCAGAACCUCAACCUCUCCGAAACUCAGGUUAAGGUAUGGUUCCAGAACCGACGCACGAAGCACAAGCGCAUGCAGCAGGAGGAGGGCAAAUCGGGGGGCGAAUCGAGCGACCCGAACCGCUCGACCUCGAGUCCGGCGUCCGGAAGCUGCCCGGAGGAGGACGAAGAGGACGAAUUCAUCGAUAUGGACGACUGCCCAAGCGACGAAGAGAACAUGCACCACAAUGCGUGAAGAAGCGAAUGGGCGGAGGAAGCGUUUGGUCGUCGGUCGUCGUCGCAAGCGUUGUUGUGCCAAAUAGACUCCACAGACGGGGAUGAUUGAUUGCGAGAGUGCGUGCCCACCCUGGAACCGCUAGGAUGACGGGGUAGAGGGUUCCUGUCGGAUAAGGGCUUCCCUCGCCGACACUACCAGGAUGAAUCCGUGCGGGGAGAUGAAAGCCAGAGUAUUAGCAUAUGUGCAUUCAGGGGCGGCAAUUGUACCAGUGAUUUUAUUUUAUCUACUUAGAAGUUGUUUUCCAAUUCAUAGCGAGAGAUUUUAGAUAGAUUUUAUCGUAUUGUUUUCCAACCCCCUGAUUCUCGUGAUGUGCCCAAGAUAAACGGUUUGAGCGGUAGAACAAGCUAUUACAAGCGUGUAGAUAGGUAAUCUGUAUUAAAUGUGUAUAUAAUGAGUACUUAAUAGCUAUAUAAUAACAGGAGGCUUAAAUUGACUGUAAUUUAAUUUGUACACUGCUCAUUUUGAAGCAACGAUCGGGUGAUUCGUUCCCGAGCGUUUAAUUCAUCUGCCGGCAGCAGGAAGCCGGGACAGAUGAUGGAUGUAGAUUCAAGGUUGGCAUGCCCAGCGGCGCUCUGUAAUGAUGUAUAAAUGGUAUCGUUAGUAAAACAAUUACUCCUUGUAUGAUUCUCGUGGAAAUUAAAAACAAAAUAUUGAUUAAAAAUAAA